UAAAUACUUAGGAAAACACAAAAUUAAACAAAAAAUCAUGAAGAAGUCUAUUGCCAUUCCCAUUCUUUGUACUCUUCUUCUGGUAGCUUUACUUUCUCCAUCCAAAGGGGAUCUCAAGUUUUGCCCAACAACAAUGCAAAUAUCAGGAUCAUGUGGUCCCAAUGGAGCUUUCGAAUGUUUUGAAGCCAUUAAUGCAAAGUAUGGAGCUUCCGCAAUGGCGCAAAGGUGUUCUUGUAAAGAUUUGUCUGCUAGUGAGCAUCUUUGUCAAUGUUAUAUUGUUUGUCAAUAAUUGUAAUUAUCUUUAAACCUCAUUUACGGGUUGCCAUAAUAAAAUAAGUAGUACAAUUUAAAAAUA
Gossypium raimondii (Peruvian cotton) is the source of this 355-nucleotide messenger RNA. Its product is annotated as putative defensin-like protein 234. The transcript is spliced from 2 exons. NCBI's taxonomy places the organism in Eukaryota, Viridiplantae, Streptophyta, Magnoliopsida, Malvales, Malvaceae. Gene Ontology annotation, biological process: signal transduction. The record is from RefSeq and is a predicted model, not a curated record. Bases 38 to 289 code for a protein of 83 amino acids.